AUGAGCACUUCUGGUGACUUUGAAGUCAAGGCAACGGCUGGAGACACUCACCUUGGCGGCCAAGACUUCGAUAACAGAUUGGUGAACUACUGUGUUGAGGAAUUCAAGAGGGAGCAUAAAUUGGACGUUAGUGGAAACAAGAGAGCUCUUAGGAGGGAAUUAUUUACCAAGUGUAUGGAGCCUGUGAAGAAGUGCUUAAGGGAUGCUAACAUGGACGUAAGCCGGGUCGACGAUGUUGUUCUUGCUGGUGGCUCUACUAGAAUUCCCAUGGUGCAACAGCUAUUGCAGGAGUUUUUCAAGGGGAAGGAGCUGUGCAAGGGCGUUAAUCCGGAUGAAGCAGUGGCAUAUGGCGCCGCGGUUCAAGCCGCAGCCUUGACUGGGAAUGGAAAGGGGGAGUUUAUUCAGGACUACACACUCAAGGACGUCCUCCUCUGGCACUUGGUGUUGCAGAUAAGAAAUUCAUGCAGUUGA
This is a messenger RNA of Prunus armeniaca (apricot), 471 nucleotides long. The record is from the annotation of a GenBank genome assembly. NCBI's taxonomy places the organism in Eukaryota, Viridiplantae, Streptophyta, Magnoliopsida, Rosales, Rosaceae.